GAGCCUGCCUCCCCCCUACCCAGGUCACCAAAGCGUCACCCCUCCUCCCGACAAACAGGCUUCUAACACCGCUGUCUUGAACACUGAAGUGUUUUUCCUCUGCUCCGCCAUGUUCCUCCUGUAUAUCCUCCUAUGGGUACCGCUGACCAUCAUGGACUGGGCGUUCCUAAAAGACUGGCGAGAUCUCGACUAUAGGGUGACCAUAGCUUUCAUCUUUCUUUUCUUCGGUCGAUCGUUGUUUAAUCCUAUCCUGUGUUUUGUGAUCAGUUCUAAUAUCCGUAAGGAGUUUGUUAAUCUGUUUGUGCGAUGCAAAUGUGUUAACGGGUAUUCUAAUGAUCAGAACGUUGAAUUGUAGAAACUGCACGGCGACAUUUGAACAACGUGAAGCUCUGCGUAUUUGCUUCCUAUAUACAGCUAUUUCAAAAACCUUGUCGUGGAGAUUGAAGAAUGCCGCAUUGCCGGGCAAUUGUCGUCGAGAUUGUAUGACCGAAAGGGAUUAUGUUUACGUUGUUUGGCAUGAUGCCAACAUUUAAUGGUUUGGUUUAGCUUGCGUAAAAAUGGAGACUAGUAGAGACAAUUUCGUACUCCCCGACAACGUUUUUUGAAAUAAGUGUAUUCCAAGUGAUCGAAUAUAGACGCUGAGACCGCAAGGGUACCUGGGAAAUCUUAAUUCAUCGUCUAAUUGCCGCACUUCCCUCGUCUAUCUGUAGUCUUAGCUUCUAUGUUCAUCGUCUAAUUGCCGCACUUCCCUCGUCUAUCUGUAGUCUUAGCUUCUAUGUUCGAUAGGCGUCAACGCCAAUUCAGUUCAGCCUUUUUUGAGUUUGUUUUAAGCUUGCUGGUCAASUGUUUCAUGAUUGGAUAGCUCGAAGAAUAACAGACCAAUCAAAUGUGAGUAUAUAUGAGCGUAAGUACAAAAGAAUCUAAACAGCGCAAAGCAUUCUGGUCAGGUUGUAGUAUAUGUGUUAUCGUCUAGAAAAGAGAUGAAAAACCGUACAUUGCUAGUCAAAUCAACAUUAUAGUAUACUAAAUCGCAAAAAAAAMCUUGUUUAGUUCCCAUAGUGAUUGAUGUGGUACUUCUCACUUUGUAUGUAAUAGGGAUUUGUAAAUUUUUGUAUAUAUCAUAUAAUGAACUCUUACGAAAUGCGAUAACGUAAUACAAAAUUUUCUCGAUUUCUGAUUGGUCGAGAGCCGGUGUAAAUGAAAGUACAUACCACGCAGUCAAGCUAUAAGCUUUCAAUGGUUUUUCUUUUUUUUCACUUUUUCUUUUCUUCUUUUUUACUUUGUAAAUUUAUGCAAAUAAUAUGAAAGCGAGAAAAUUACUAAUCAUAACAAAAAAAACAAAAAACAAAAAACAAAAAAAAAAACCAACAGAUUUAUGAUUUAAAACCACUAUUUGUACAAACAGAGGCAUUUGACAAAAUGGCCGCCACUCAUUGACACUUUUUUUAUUUCAACCAAAUCGACAAAA
Exaiptasia diaphana is the source of this 1468-nucleotide messenger RNA. Its product is annotated as probable G-protein coupled receptor 101. Lineage: Eukaryota; Metazoa; Cnidaria; Anthozoa; Actiniaria; Aiptasiidae. Gene Ontology annotation, biological process: G protein-coupled receptor signaling pathway. The record is from RefSeq and is a predicted model, not a curated record. Gene Ontology annotation, cellular component: membrane. Gene Ontology annotation, molecular function: G protein-coupled receptor activity.